Molecule: messenger RNA, 1601 nt
Organism: Thermothelomyces thermophilus ATCC 42464
Lineage: Eukaryota; Fungi; Ascomycota; Sordariomycetes; Sordariales; Chaetomiaceae
Exons: 2
Coding region: 151-1074 (307 amino acids)
Biological process (GO): protein import into mitochondrial intermembrane space
Cellular component (GO): mitochondrial intermembrane space
Molecular function (GO): protein-disulfide reductase activity
Source: RefSeq, a predicted model, not a curated record
UGGCAGCGGUUCUCGCCAGAAAUUUUGGCGCAUCGGACUUGCUUACAAACAUCAUUACGGGAGGGUCGCGGUGGUCACCUUCGUUUUCGCGCUGAGAGGUCGUUUCUCUUUUUCUUCCGUGCCGAUCUCGUUCCUUCAUUCCGUACCAAGAUGUACCGCUCCGCCCUCAGGAUAGCGCCCAGUACGCUGCGCGCUGCGCGGCCGAUUCUUGCUUCAGGCUCUCGGCGGUUCGCAUCGACUGCUCCGGCGCGCAAGAAAGGGACCUGGAAGGGGACUGCGCUGCGAUGGGGUCUUGCGGCCGCUGCCGUCUACUACUACAACACCAGCCCUCUCUUCGCCGAUGAGCUUCCCCGUUCGUCCCCUUGGUGCCUUGCUCAGCUCGCUUCUUCCGCUAACUCCGAACCAGCACAAGUCGGCCCUGCCCCGCCUCACUUCUCCGACGCCGACCUUCCCACAGUCGAUGCCCUGAUCGAGGAGAAGCGCCGCCAAGCUGCCGCUGCCGCUGCCGCCGCGCCGCCACUACCAUCCCCUCAUGAGCCCACAAAGACGGCGGAAGUGAAGGCGGCUGAGGAGAAGACGGACGCGACCGCCCAACAAGCGAAACCGACGGAGACGGAGGCUGCACCAACCGCAGGCACGGCCGACGCACCCGAACCCGGCUCACCCGAGGCGCUAGAGCAGGAAGCCCAACAGCAAGGCGCCUUCGACCCCGAGACGGGCGAGAUCAACUGGGACUGCCCGUGCCUGGGCGGCAUGGCGCAUGGGCCGUGCGGUGAGGAAUUCAAGGCUGCUUUCAGCUGCUUUGUCUACUCCAAAGAGGAGCCCAAGGGGAUGGACUGCAUCGACAAGUUCCAGCACAUGCAAGACUGCUUCCGGAAAUACCCCGACGUCUACGGCUCCGAGCUAGCCGAUGACGAGGACGACGAAGCUGCGCAGACUCAGGAGACCCAGGAGGCAGUUAAGGAGGUUAAGGGUGAGGAGGCGGUCGCCCAGUCCAAGGACGAGGUCACUCCGCCGAAGGCCCACGACGCGACGGAGGCGAAUAAGGAGAGCAAGGAGGUAGAUAAGCAAUAGGGGCGGAGGAAUGGAGCCGGACUGAGAACUGUACAACAACAACAACGACGACAACCCAACAUCCUAACACCACUUGAUGCACCUGGCGGAGCUCAUUUGUCGUUGAUCUGAGGCCGGUACUGACUGAGCGGGCAUCGCGCUGAUAUUGUACGACUCUUGUGUAUCUUAUACCUUGUGAAUAGAGGCAUUAGACCGUUUCUUCUCCAAAUCAACUCGCUACUUACCAUCUGCCUGGAGCAGUUGAGUUUCCGUUCCAACACAAACCGACUUGCCUGCGAUGACUCUCGUCAUAACCCGCUGCUGCCGAGCUUCCUCCGAGAGAACUGAUUGAUCAUCCCGGCAUUACCUCGCUGAAGAGUAAACCGUAACCCGUGCCAGGAGGAAGAAUCCAAAUGCAGCUAUCCUAGAGCUGGAUACACGCAAACCUAUCUCGGCUUUCGUCGUGCACAUCGCACGUCCUAACUGCUUUUAGCGUCGGCUUGGCCUAGAGCAUUUUGGCGCGAGUCUGAGUGGGUCGUCGACGUCAU